GAUAAAACUAACCAGCGCAGUGAGAGACGCAACCAUCGCGCUACAUAAACAAUGACCGCAGCUGUCAAAUAAAUUUCUCACGCUGGUCGUGGUCUCGUCUGGAAGGCAAUGUUGUUGGGUCUGUAAUUCUAGUCUCCAAAAUCCAAGUCUCUUAAUCCCAACAAAAAUCUCCCUGCCAUCGAAUGAAGUGAAUAUUUGACCAACAGAAGGCCGAAUCUAAGAGUUGUGAGAAACGACGAUACGAUAGGAUUGAUUUCUUCUGGUGCUUGUGAAAUAGUUUGUCAAGCGUGCUAAUAAUUCAUGACCAUGGUAGGCAUUCACCCUUUAUCGCACGACCCCACUUCAGCGUGGAAGGAGAUUUCCAAAUCGCAGCGCGUUAUUAAAAUCAACACGAAAGCUCCGGUUGCUGAUGUCUCACCAAACAAGGUGCGAGUCGUUUGUAUGUCUGAUACACAUUCACUGACGCAUCACAUCAAAUUCGACAUUCCAAACGGAGAUAUCUUUAUUCAUGCUGGUGAUUUUACACGCUGUGGCAAACUAGACGAAGUUAUCGAUUUCAAUGAAUGGUUAAAAAAACUACCGCACAGACACAAGCUGGUAAUUGCUGGGAACCAUGAGCUUAGCUUUGAUACCACCUUCACCCAUCCUUUUCAAAAUGCGAACAGUUGCUGCAGGAAAACAUGCACCACCCUCCUGGAUGAAAUGCCAACAUUAGGAAAUUCCAAAGAAUGCCUGGCAGAAGCGAUCAAAACGGAGAACAUUCGGCAAUAUCUAAAUAGCUGUAUCUAUUUGCAGGACGAAGGUAUUGAAUUGUUCGGACUAAAGAUUUAUGGUACGCCUUGGCAACCAGAGUUCUGCAAAUGGGCGUUCAAUUUGAAACGUGGUAAGGAUUGUCUCGAAAAAUGGGAACAAAUACCGGAAAAUGUUGAUAUACUGAUUACACACACUCCUCCCGUUGGUCACGGUGAUUUAUGCUGCUCUGGGGUUCGCGCAGGAUGCGUUGAGUUAUUAUCGACAGUACAGCAAAGAGUUAAACCCAAAUAUCAUGUAUUUGGACACGUACAUGAAGGUUAUGGCAUAACUUCGGAUGGCAGAAUCAUAUUUGUAAAUGCGUCUACCUGCGACAUUAACUACUUACCUAAUAAUCAGCCUAUAGUCUUCGAUAUCAGCCUGCCGACUGGGUGGUGUAAAGAUGAGUAACUUUUCAUGUAACGACAGUUUCACGGAACAUCAAAAAUGUGAUACAGAUAGAUUUCGAAGUUAGUUUGUCUCGAAUCGUUAACUCCUUUGCACUGGCGAAUUAUGGUUUUUUGUUUUCUAUUUUCCCCCAUCAAAAAAAAGUAUACCAUACAAAGGUGGUUCAUAUACAAUUUGUUUCUUCAUUUUACUAUUUAAAAAACGGCUGAAUAUUUUUGGAUGGUUAAACAUUUAUUUGAAAGAUUCAUUCAAGACAUUUAUGUAUUAAAUACAAUUUUGGUUGCAGAAAAUUGGGAAAUAUGAAAAACUAAUUUCCAAAGUGGUACGUCUGCAGCUCAAACAGUACGGUAUUUGUAAAGCAGCUCAUUUCCCCAUCGGUGGCUAUGUUAAAAAGCAGCAUUUUCGUUUUCUGAGUUCUCGAAACCCACACGUCGUACAAGAGAAGCCAAUGUACCCAAAAAGAGCGGCUGUUUGGUGCGGAGUUUGGUCUUGGCGGUAUCAUCAGCCACCGUAUGCAUGAAUGAAGAAAGCGCCGCCUUAACCGUCGAUGGCGCACGCUACCGGGAAAUGUAGAUCGAUUGGUUCUUCGGCGAAAUUGAAGCUGGGAACUUGGACUACAUUUGGUUUCGCUACCUGCCAGACAGAGACAGCCACGAUCGAUUGUUUGCGCCGCAUCUUGGGACAGCGAAUAAUCAGCAGAAAUGGUGUUGUGAACUGGCCUCCAAGAAGCUGCGAUUUGGCACCAUUGGACUAGUAUCUUUGAGCUGCGGUGAAAGUUAAAUGUUACGCGAACAAACCAGUAACAAUUCAUACCCUCAAGACCCAAAAUAAAGUUAUUACCGCCGAAAUAGGACCAGAUACAAUCGAAAAUGUACUCAAAAUAGUUCCACCGAAUGAGCUACUGCCAAGCCAAUCAUGGUGGAAAUUUGACCAACAUUGUUUACCACAAAAAAGUCAUAAAUGAGCCUUUUAAAUAAAUGUUCAAACAUACGCACACACAUAGAAAGCUGACGUUGCCCGACCGAGGAAGCGAUAUUCUGAUCUUUGAAGGUAAACAUGAAUGUAACUGUGGUCAAGCAAAAUUUGUGAAAACUCAGGGGUUAUCAAAUACAAGUCCAGCCAGGUCCUGACUUAUGGUGUCUGUAUAAACUUACCAAAUUGAUAUUGACAGCCAAAGACAUCGAUUGGCAAAUUAUAGCUUUAUAGGUUUAGUCAUGGUAUAGGUCGAAGGCUUUUCGAUGUAGCUCAGGUUUACUUGGAGAUUGCUGUUCGGCUUAUUCUUUUUAGUUUAUUUUGUGCUUUUUUAAACAUAGUAGAACGGAGUGGCCGAAACACGUACAAUAGCCCAAUGUUCGUGCAUUGCUGUUCCCUUCGCCUUCCACAUGCAUUAACGCUAUUCGCAAUGUCGCUUCUCGGUUGAGAGAAUACUUGAAGUACGGUCACGAAAAAUUUGUCCGUGUUCGGGACUCCGCUCCAAACCAUUAACCACUUUAUUCUCCGUUCUACUCCUUCCGGGACUCCUAGAUUUACUUCGGCAAGGGGGUAGAAAGCUGCAUGCACCAUCGUCUACCAAGAAUAGAAUGAUGGUCGUCUUUCAUGACUAGGCUAGCUCUACUCUAAUGAAACUGCUGAAACCAUUAUAACAAUUAAGGAUUCAAAUAACUGCUAUCACAAAAACAUAGCAGCAUGAUGAGUUGCCAGUGCGAUAAAACAUCAUAAAGUAAUGAAACCAUAUUAUUUAGAAAUAUGACCCAUCAAAACGAGAAAUAACAUCGAUAAAUGAUUUUUCCUAAUCGUGCUGCAUUAGAAACGCAUCAACUUAUUUGUACAAUAAUUUUGUUUUUUGCACAGACUGUUUAUUUUCUCUCUUAAACUACUUGACUAAGGUCUCUGGAUAGGAGGUUCGUUAAAAUACUACUAACGAUGCCCAAAAACUGCUUUGCGAUGCAAACAAAUGCUUCCGUUAUCACCAAAUUACUGCAAGGCCAUGGCUGACAGCCAUCGCAAUCGAAUCAACUCCAUAUAAAAAAAUGCAGUGUAUGCGUUGCCGCAAAAUGAUAGCGCGUGCACAACACAGCCCGCAGUAAAGUUGGUGAGCUCGCAAACAGUUCUUGAAUUUCCGCUAACGAAACCUAGCUUACCCCACAAAUCAAUCGGCGUGACCUCCUAUAGAGGUAGAUAAAGAGACCUUGAAAUGUAAUGCUGUGACAUCGUACUUGACGUGCUUAGUGUGUUACAUUUCAAAACAAAAUAUUGCGCACGUUUUCGAACAGCAUACUCGGUGUGGACUGGCACUAAACAUCUUCAAUCGCUGUGAAGCUGACAGUUGGAUCUUGUGUUAUACUUGUUGGAG
Anopheles bellator is the source of this 3550-nucleotide messenger RNA. Its product is annotated as UPF0046 protein C25E10.12. The record is from RefSeq and is a predicted model, not a curated record. The coding region runs from base 301 to 1200 and encodes 299 amino acids. The transcript has 2 exons. Gene Ontology annotation, molecular function: hydrolase activity. NCBI's taxonomy places the organism in Eukaryota, Metazoa, Arthropoda, Insecta, Diptera, Culicidae.